Pygocentrus nattereri (red-bellied piranha) is the source of this 4609-nucleotide messenger RNA. It is a transcript of the gene elovl8b, whose product is annotated as ELOVL fatty acid elongase 8b. The record is from RefSeq and is a predicted model, not a curated record. Gene Ontology annotation, cellular component: endoplasmic reticulum membrane. The transcript is spliced from 8 exons. NCBI's taxonomy places the organism in Eukaryota, Metazoa, Chordata, Actinopteri, Characiformes, Serrasalmidae. Gene Ontology annotation, molecular function: fatty acid elongase activity. Gene Ontology annotation, biological process: fatty acid elongation, polyunsaturated fatty acid; fatty acid elongation, saturated fatty acid; very long-chain fatty acid biosynthetic process. The coding region runs from base 292 to 1086 and encodes 264 amino acids.
UUUUGCGUCGCUUUAAACUGAAUUUGUCGCUGAUAUUUCGCUGCUUGAGCAGCGCGAGGAUGAGCGUAAGUCUGGGGUCGAGUUCCCAUAACAUGAAGUAAGAUUUGAAGCCAGUCAGUCAAGCCGUAGUGUGGGAGCAGUCCUGCGAGAUUUGUGUGAGGGGCGCUCGUCUAGGGCAGAUAAGGUUCAAGCCGGUCGGAGUUGUUGCCAACAUUUAGUCCAAAGUCUUCGCGCAGCGAGGCUGGAGGAGCGACAGGAGGACAGAACAGUGGAGUUUGCUCUGUCUCCUCAAUGGCUUCAGCUUGGCAGAGAAUUGAGUCCCUGCACCACUGGAUUCUGGACAAUGGAGAUAAGCGGACUGACCCCUGGCUCCUCGUGUACUCCCCUGUACCUGUACUUUGUAUUUUUCUCUGCUAUCUUGGUGUCAUUUGGAUCGGCCCUAAACUCAUGAAGAACAGGGAACCGGUGGACCUCAGACUCAUCCUGAUAGUUUAUAACUUUGCCAUGGUUUGCUUAUCUGUCUACAUGUUCCAUGAGUUUUUAGUGACAUCCUGGCUGUCAAACUACAGCUACCUCUGUCAGCCCGUUGACUACAGCACCAGCCCGCUGGCUUUGAGGAUGGCCAGUGUGUGCUGGUGGUUCUUCUUCUCCAAGGUCAUCGAGCUCAGUGACACAGUCUUUUUCAUUUUGCGGAAAAAGAACAACCAGCUGACCUUCCUGCACGUGUACCACCACGGCACUAUGAUCUUCAACUGGUGGGCUGGAGUCAAAUACGUAGCGGGGGGCCAGUCGUUCUUCAUCGGCCUGCUGAACACCUUCGUUCACAUCGUGAUGUAUUCGUAUUAUGGGCUGGCGGCCCUGGGGCCUCAUGUGCAGAAGUAUCUGUGGUGGAAGCGCUACCUCACCUCCCUGCAGCUGCUUCAGUUCGUCCUCCUGACCACGCACACCGGCUACAACCUGUUCACAGAGUGCGACUUCCCCGACUCCAUGAACGCGGUGGUGUUUGCCUACUGCGUCAGCCUCAUCCUGCUCUUCAGCAACUUCUACUACCAGAGCUACAUCCGCAGGAAGAGCAAGCGCUCCUAACAGAGCGGGACUCGUCCUGAACUGACCGCUGCGUACUUGAGCAAACAUCCAAAGAGUUGCAUCAGAGGUGCCACAGUUAAAGCAAUAGUUGAGUGAAAAAUCACAGCCCCACCACCACACACAGACCCAGAAAGAAGGUCCGGCUUGCUGUUCAGGUCUCAAAUGUAAAAUCAACAUCAUGCUGAUGAAGAUGUGAUGACUAUAGUAGGUAAUUCACUCACAUCCUUGGAAGACGCUCCUUCACUAAGUUUAGACUGAGUUUUUUUGGGAUUCUCUGUCAAUCAUCAGUUUCAUCCACUCGGGGAAGGGGGCUGAGCCAGAGAACUUGUAGAGAGGAGAAUUCCCGCUCUGCAGUCUCUUCCAGGUUUCUCGAACGCUAGAGGGCGCUCCCGAGCGAGUCCAAAAUGAGCGGGUUGAUAUGGAGCGUUUGAGCAAAAUCACAGUUUAUAAACGCUGAAACAUUUUUACUGUAAAAGAACGCACUCAUGUCCUGAACACAGAGCGGCAUGAAACACUUUAACACCGCUGUUAUAUUUAAAGAGCUUUUAAACUCGAGUUAUAGGAUCGUAAAACAGCGCCUCAUGUGUGUCCAUGACGUCAGUGAGCGCGUUUUUAGCCAUUGAGCUCCAUUCACUCCCAUUCAUUGCGGACUCCCUCGUGGGCGCCCCCUGCUGUUUAUGAUAUAACGGGGAGAAUAGGAAGUGGCCAGGCUCCCCAUAAACCGGCUCUGGUCGAAGCACAACCCAUGCCACAAAGUGUUCUUCCACACAUUGAGUGCAAUUACGCCUUUCCGCCAGAGGGGUCUCCAAAUCCCCAUAACACACAAAGUGCAGCUUUAAGUUAGAACAUUUUUACAGUGUACGUGCCACAAGCUUACUGACUGAAGGAUUCCCACUGUGAGCACUCACUUUAACCAUCUGAUGAUUCACAUGAGAUUCAGGGUUGUUCCAUUUGCUGUGGUCUCACGGCAUGAAUAUAAAUCUGUCUUUAUGGCACUGACACACACACACACACACACACACACAUUUUCUAAGCCGCUUCUCCCUCAGGGUCAUGGCAAACACUUAUCCAUUUAUCUGGACCCCCAGCCUGACCAAUACAGCCUCUGAAAUUAAAUCUGGCAGACAUACACAUGGGCUACAAAAUAGAUACCAAGCAUGAGCUCAUAUCAGCUAAACGGAGCUCAUUCAGUCUUGCAUUCCUGCCCCACUUGCGUGUGGGUCAUUCUACAGCAACGUCCACUUUUCUAUCUACUCCUAGGUGUCACUGGUGUUACCGAUCCUCAUCGGUGUUGCACAUAAUAAAGCUCACAUUUUUAAUGAAAAAAUGCAUUUUACAAAAUAACAGCUACAGAGCAUCAAACCAAACGCCGUCAAUCGUAGAACAUCCACUAAAUUGUGGAAUUUCAUCCAUUUGAGUUCUAUUUUUCACAGAUUCCUCAGAAUAAAGUCGGUCACACCAGUGACUCCGGAUAAAGGCUUCAUAUGAGAUCCUGAGCUGAAUGAGAAGAUCUCUGAGAACUGAGAGACGCAGCAGACUCACCAUGAGCUUUUCUCCAUAGAUCCUCAGAAAACAGGUCUAAGGAAGUUGGGUGACGCCAUCGGCGUGACUUUUAUUUAAAAAAUAAGAGGUAAACACCAGUGACACGACUCCUGGGGAACUUUUAUUCUAUAUUUUAUAACAUUUAUUUGGCAUUUGUGUUCUUUACGCCACUUAAUUGAUAUAUUUCAGAGUCCUGUGUGGAUUAUUGUAGUUAAAAUUGUAGAAAAAUGUUUUUUGGCUCAAAAUACGGCCUCAGCCUUCACACAUGACUGUGGGGACGAGCUCUUCUGUGGUGCUUGGAGUUCUAGAUAACUGAUUUAUAAACCAGUGUUGCUAAACUGAGGCUCAAGAAGGUCUAACUGUUAAAAGAACACAUUAUUUUAUUAUAAAAUAUAAAUACACUGUAAUCCUAACGUGUUAUUCAGGUGUAAUAUAUCUGUAAGGACACGAAAGUGGACGCUGCUGUAAAAUGACCCUUAUGGGUUUCAGGCGUCACUCAGAGCUACAGCAAACCAAAGACAAAGCUGCACUGUUCAUUGCAUAUUUCAGACCUCAGGGUGCAAUUUGUAAACUUUUUUUAGGAUGGUUUUAUGCUUGAAUAAAUAAACGGUCACUAGAGGGCGCUGUGCAGCUUUGCUUUCACCACCCCCUGUUUUGACCGUUCUCAUGUCAGGCUCACAGAACCUGCUUUUGCAGCUGAAUGAGAGGAAGAGAAGAGAUUUCAGGCUGAACCUUAGAAAAAUGAAUAAGCCUUCUGUUAACGGUCUGUAGUUUUGGGGAGGAGGUUGAGAGCGACUCACGUUUCUGUUAUGGCUGUUUUUAUUGCUUUGUUACCUCGGAAGCCAAACCUUCAUUUGUAGGUCUGAAUCUGGUCAGUCUGUCUUUUGUCCAUUACACACCUAUAAAACCUAAACUCAGUCAUUUGACCAGGUUUAUUAAUAGAUAAAGAGAUUCAGUGCGGGUGAUGUUUGUUUCAUGUCCAGUCUGCCGAGCGUAGCGUGGUCAUAAGCGGGGAUUUUCAUUGUACUUUGAAUGUGUGAAUGCAUGUCGCUGUUGUUGGAACAAAACCUCAUAUCUCCAUUUUUUUUGUUGAUUUUCAGUUUUUGACCUAGUUUGAAGAGGCAGGUUGGCCUUUACAUUGUGUGUAAAUCUCAUGAAGGAUGGACCUAAAUAAACGGCCAAAAAUGUCUUAGAAAAACGUCUGUUUCCAUUGACUUACAUUGAAAGUAAUUAAGGUUUUUUCCUUCUCCUGUAAAGUUCCCAUUCUGGAAAUACGAGGUUUUGUUCUGACAACAGUGAUAAGUAAUGGCAGUUGAAUUAAAGACUAGAAUUCACUUCAGUUCCUCACUGUCAUAACUACAGAACUUAUGCGUUAGUUUUUAUAGUAGAUGAUGAAUAAUUUAUAGUAGACUUCUAAUUAUUUAUAGUCACCUAACUGCAUAUUUCACAGAAAUGACUGAAUAAUUCAUAAUAUGUUCUGAAUAAUUCAUCGGCCUAGUAACUGAAUAAUAUGCCUAUAACAUUUAAGGGAGAAUGAGCUGAAUCAAGUGUGUUUGAGUAUCUUGCAUGUUCAUUUUAGUAGGUAGGUACUGGAUAUUCAGUUUUAAGGUGCUUGAUACCAAACAUGUCUUGGCUGAUGGGCUACAUCUGGGUUAUGGCAGAUUAGGAUGGGGUGAAAUGUGUGGAUUAGAUAUUUGGCCAAGCUAUUAGUGAAUAUAAAGCCUGGAAAACAGGACAAUGUUCUCGAUUUGAUUCUGGGAAAUCCGAUUUAGCGGUCAACAGCAUUUUGUAGGACCUUGCACACGAUUUUGCAGCUCUUGUCUUUUAGAGUCUGGAGAGCUGAGAAGAGAACCCUCAGAAAAACCAGCUGUUAGUGCUGCGUUAAAGAAAACAGCCGCGUACAGACGGCUGUGCUAGUUCUCUCGUUUACAGGUCAGUGUGAGGUUUUAUACUGUUUGCAAUAAAUACUGUUCCUUCAGUG